This is a messenger RNA of Macrosiphum euphorbiae (potato aphid), 507 nucleotides long. Lineage: Eukaryota; Metazoa; Arthropoda; Insecta; Hemiptera; Aphididae. The record is from the annotation of a GenBank genome assembly.
AUGAAAGUGCCUUUUGUUAUUUAUGCAGAUUUUGAAAGUGUUAUAAAACAGAUAAAUGAGAGAAAGAAAAAUUGUAGUUCAGUUAAAAUUCAGAAACAUAUUGCAAUAAGUUUUGUUUAUAUUAUUGUAUAUGCCAAUGGUGAUUUUGAAAGAAAAACUUUUGAAUAUUUUGGUGAAGAUGCUCCAAAAGUAUUAUAUAAAAAAUUAAGAGAAGAUGCUAUAUAUAUAGCUAAAAAUUAUUUAAAUAAUGUUAAGAAAAUGAAUGAGUUAACCGAGAUACAGAAAAAAGAGUAUGAAAAUGCAACAAUUUGUCAUAUUUGUGAAGAAAAUUUAACUAGCGUACCUGCCCAUAUUUCAAGUGACUUUAAAUGGAAAGAUAUUAAUAUAGUUGAUUAUAUAAAAGAGAAACUUUAUAAAGUUCGAGAUCAUGAUCAUUUAACAGGUCUAAUAGUACCAAAACUAUACCUAGACCUAAAUCAAGUACAUCUGCUAAAUAUAAUGAGAUGA